AUGGGCUUCAUGGAAGGGGGCAGAUAUCUUCCAGGAGACUAUGUUGACGAAGGGAAGCUCCUCCUCUUUAUUAAAGAAAAAGUUGCCAGCCGCCCUCCACGCCGCGGACAGAGUCUCAAGGCAGAGAGGAAGCGCAAGAGGACGGCAGCAGCAGCAGAACUGCUGUCAGAAGGGCCUCCCCCCAAGCGAAAGAGAGAGAAGAAUAGUGUUCCCUCCGCGGCGUUUGAAGAGCUGCUGGUUGAAAGCGACAAUGACGAGACUUGCUCCGAACCCGUCCCGAUGUACAAUACUGUACGAAGCUAUUGCUCUGCUAUUAAUGAGCUCUGGGCCUAUCAGACCUCAUUAGGUCUCCAUAAUGCAGCACAUCGAUUGCCCAAGGCUAGCACCAACGCCGACGUGAUGGGUUCACAGACCGUGGGCUGGCUACGAUACGAGAUGGGUACGUUGCCUCUCAGACUCCUGAUCUUACAAGAAAGGUCUGGGCCCAGUGCCUAG
Messenger RNA from Talaromyces stipitatus ATCC 10500, 495 nucleotides. RefSeq lists its product as uncharacterized. The coding region runs from base 1 to 495 and encodes 164 amino acids. The transcript is spliced from 2 exons. Lineage: Eukaryota; Fungi; Ascomycota; Eurotiomycetes; Eurotiales; Trichocomaceae. The record is from RefSeq and is a predicted model, not a curated record.